Mercurialis annua (annual mercury) is the source of this 3121-nucleotide messenger RNA. RefSeq names its product leucine-rich repeat receptor-like protein kinase PXC2. Bases 20 to 2890 code for a protein of 956 amino acids. The transcript is spliced from 2 exons. Gene Ontology annotation, cellular component: plasma membrane. Gene Ontology annotation, biological process: protein phosphorylation; hormone-mediated signaling pathway. NCBI's taxonomy places the organism in Eukaryota, Viridiplantae, Streptophyta, Magnoliopsida, Malpighiales, Euphorbiaceae. The record is from RefSeq and is a predicted model, not a curated record. Gene Ontology annotation, molecular function: protein kinase activity; protein binding; ATP binding.
CAUUAAAAUUUCGAAUACCAUGAUGCUCAAAUUUUGCAUCUUUGUUAUUUUAUUUAGUGUUCUUGGAGAAUCCUUAGACCCUACAUUCAAUGACGAUGUUCUUGGAUUAAUAGUGUUUAAAGCAGGCAUUCAAGACCCAGAUUACAAGCUCUCAUCAUGGAAUGAAGAUGAUGUGAAUUCUUGUAAUUGGGUUGGUGUUAAAUGUGACCCUAAAACUCAGAGGGUUACUGAGUUGGUUCUUGAUGGUUUCUCUCUGUCUGGUCACAUUGGUCGUGGCCUUAUUCGCCUUCAGUUUCUUCAGAUUCUGUCUUUAUCAAACAAUAAUUUUAGUGGUUCUAUAAACCCUGAUCUUGCUCAGCUUGGUGCUUUGCAAGUUAUUGACUUGAGUUAUAAUCAUCUCUCAGGGGUUAUUCCUGAGGAGUUUUUUAAGCAAUGUGGAUCAAUGAGAUCAGUUUCAUUUGCUGAAAAUGAUCUCACUGGGAAGAUUCCUGAUUCUUUGUGCUGGUGCCCUUCUAUGGCUGCUGUUAAUUUCUCAGCUAAUCAGCUUUCUGGGGGAUUACCAUCUGGUUUAUGGUUUUUGAGGGGGCUUAAGUCUCUUGAUUUGUCUGAUAAUUUGCUUGAGGGAGAGAUUCCUGUAGGGGUUGGUAAUUUGUAUGAUUUGAGAGUGGUUAAUAUGCAAAAGAAUAGAUUUUCUGGUCAGCUUCCAGUGGACGUUGGAGGUUGUGUGGUUUUAGAAAUGCUUGAUUUUAGUGAGAAUUCUUUGGUUGGUAGCCUUCCUGAUUCGUUGCAGAAACUCGGUUCUUGCACAUCGCUCAGACUGCGAGGCAAUUCGUUUGCAGGAGAUGUUCCUGGUUGGAUUGGGGAGUUAACUAGUUUAGAAAGAUUAGAUCUUUCUGCUAAUGAGUUUACGGGUCGGAUUCCGAGUUCAAUAGGAAAUCUUAAUGCAUUGAAGGAAUUAAAUCUUUCUAUCAACCAUUUUGAAGGAGGAUUGCCUCAGUCUAUGGCACAUUGUGGUAGUCUUUUGGUUUUAGAUGUUAGCCAGAAUAGACUAAGUGGUAAUCUUCCUCCAUGGAUUUUCAAGAUGAGCUUAGAAACUAUCUCUCUUUCUGGUAACAAAUUUGUUUCGACUGCCUCAUUGGCGUCCUCUGUUCGAGGUCUUAAGUUAUUAGACCUAUCUUCGAAUGCCUUAUCUGGUGAAAUUCCGUCUGAAAUAAGCGGUCUGAGCAGCUUGCUGCACUUGAAUAUAUCAAGGAACAGAAUCUUUGGUUCUAUCCCAUCAAGCAUAGGGGAAUUCAAAAUGAUUCAAGUUGUUGAUUUUAGUAAUAAUAAGUUGAGUGGAAGAAUUCCUUCUGAAAUUGGAAGAGCAGCUUCUCUGGUAAAACUUGGAUUGGAAAAGAACAGCCUAAGUGGAAAAAUACCAACUCAAAUAACAAACUGCUCAUCUCUAAAAUCUCUAAUUCUAUCUUGGAACAAUCUCUCUGGUCCGGUUCCUGCAGCCAUUGCAAACCUAAGUAACCUGGAACAUGUGGACCUAUCCUUCAACAAUCUCUCAGGAAACUUGCCGAAAGAGCUCGCAAAUCUUUCCCACCUUUUGUCCUUCAAUAUAUCCCACAACCACCUACAAGGUGAGCUUCCACUAGGAGGUUUCUUCAACACCAUUUCCGCUUCAGCUGUCUCUGGUAAUCCAUCUCUAUGUGGUUCUGCUGUUAAUCGCUCCUGUCCUUCUGUCCAUCCGAAGCCCAUCGUUCUAAACCCUAAUUCGUCCAACUCCUCCCAUGGCUCCUCUUCAAAUGGCAAUCACCGGAAAAUUGCACUCAGCAUCUCUGCGCUCAUUGCAAUCGGUGCUGCUGCUUUCAUUGCUCUUGGCGUGCUAGCUAUAUCGCUUCUCAACAUCCGUGCACGGUCCUCUAUGUUGCGAAAUCUUGCUGAACCCACUUUAUCCGGCGGGGAAGAUUAUAGUUGUUCGCCAACGAAUGAUCCAAACUACGGCAAGCUCGUUAUGUUUUCCGGCGAUGCUGAUUUUGUUGCUGGUGCUCAUGCAUUACUCAACAAGGACUGUGAACUUGGUCGUGGUGGGUUUGGAGUUGUUUACAGAACAAUACUUCGGGAUGGGCGUUCAGUUGCCAUAAAAAAGCUAACUGUUUCAAGUUUGAUAAAGUCGCAAGACGAAUUCGAGAAGGAAAUAAAAAUACUAGGACAAAUCAGGCAUCAUAAUGUUGUUGCACUGGAGGGUUAUUACUGGACUCCAUCUUUGCAACUCCUUAUUUAUGAACACAUAUCGAGCGGAAAUUUGUACAAGCAUCUCCAUGACGGACCCAACACAAACUGCUUGUCGUGGCGUCAGAGAUUCAACAUAAUUCUUGGGAUGGCAAAAGGGCUGGCGUAUCUGCAUCAAAUGAACAUAAUUCACUACAAUCUUAAAUCAACGAAUAUCCUGCUAGACGACGCUGGUGACCCAAAGGUUGGAGAUUUCGGCCUAGCGAGACUGUUGCCUAUGGUAGACCGUUGCAUACUAAGCAGCAAAAUCCAGAGUGCAUUAGGGUACAUGGCUCCCGAAUUUGCAUGUCGUACAGUAAAAAUAACUGAGAAAUGUGACGUUUACGGAUUUGGCAUCUUAGUUUUGGAGGUGGUGACAGGCAAGAGACCAGUAGAAUACAUGGAAGAUGAUGUGGUGGUUCUUUGCGACAUGGUGAGGAGCGCGCUAGAAGAUGGCAGGGUCGAGGAAUGCGUCGAUGAACGGAUUCUAGGAAAUUUUGCAGCAGAUGAAGCAAUACCAGUAAUAAAACUUGGUCUAAUCUGUGCAUCUCAAGUGCCAUCAAAUAGGCCAGACAUGGAAGAAGUGGUUAACAUUUUAGAGCUGAUACAGUCUCCUGCAGAGGAGUUUGAAUAAUUUGAACCUUUAGAGUUUAAGAAACAUACAAAUCAAUACAUCUUAUGUUUUCACUGGUGAAGAAGAAUCCGGUUGGUUUUAUGAGUUUGAAAUACUUAGUUUUUGUUGUUGUAAUUCUGUUUGUAUUAUCUUGGUCUGAUUAUAUUACAGUUUCUUCUGUUACCGGAUUCUUGUUCACCGGUCGGAUAUAAGACAUUUCUGAUAACAAAUCAAUGAUACAUCUUUAUAUUA